Messenger RNA from Harpegnathos saltator (Jerdon's jumping ant), 1337 nucleotides. RefSeq names its product PRELI domain containing slowmo (gene slmo). The transcript has 5 exons. The record is from RefSeq and is a predicted model, not a curated record. Gene Ontology annotation, cellular component: mitochondrial intermembrane space. NCBI's taxonomy places the organism in Eukaryota, Metazoa, Arthropoda, Insecta, Hymenoptera, Formicidae. The coding region runs from base 176 to 700 and encodes 174 amino acids.
UGAUAAAAUGAGCGUUCGCUCGUGUCCCAACCUCUUUCCCUUACAUCACACUUUAAAAGACUGCUCGGCGUACGUCGAACGCUCGUAAUCGUGACAGCUUGUUCCGCGCACGUGUCGCACGAUAAAAUUAUAGUUCUCGAUCUACAUGCAGUGACGAUAUUCUCUUCGCAACAGCAUGAAAAUCUGGACGUCAGAGCACAUCUUCGAUCAUCCUUGGGAGACGGUAGCGCAAGCUGCAUGGAGGAAAUAUCCAAAUCCUAUGGUUCCAUCAGUCAUUGGGGCGGAUGUAAUAGAUAGAAAAGUGGUCGAUGGUGUGCUUCACACUCACAGGCUUGUUGUUUCUAGUCACUGGGGUUUUCCCAAAUGGACGCAAGCGUUAAUCGGCUACGCGAACUUGUGUUACGCCAGCGAACGCAGCGAGGUCGACCCAGUGAACAGAGAAAUGGUUCUCAGGACGCAUAACUUGACCUUCGGCAACUACAUCGCUGUGGACGAAGCCGUGAGAUACACGCCCCAUCCGGAGGACCCCGGCAAGACUUUGCUCACGCAGGAGGCGAUUGUCACUGUCCGCGGGGUGCCUUUGACCAACUACAUGGAGGAUCUCUUAACCUCGAAAAUCUCUUUCAACGCGAGCAAAGGCCGGCAAGGCUUGGAGUGGGUGAUCAACAAGCUCGAAUCCGAGAUGAAGGAGUUUGCCUGAAAGGCCACGCCGCCGUCGCGAAACUUGUGAACUGCCGCUAUCAGCACAACACGAACGCACGAAGUGGGGAGCGGCAACUUCUAGAUCGAACGAUUACGCGGAUCAGAAGAACAUUAACGUCCCGGGCUUCGGCAGAAACGAGCGGAUGAUUCGCCGCGGGCCAUGUAGAUCGCCUAAUUGAAUUUUGCGGAACUUGUUACGUGGAGGAACGGACGCACGUAUCCUUUGAGGGAUGAUUGCCUUCGCGACGUGGUGCAGCAACGGGGGUCUCGACCUGCGAGGAUCUCUGCCGAACUGUACGGACGAGAUAACACGACUGAUACAUAGACACGUGAAAACGCGCGUUUAACUUGUAAGUGAGACGGGUACAAUGCACGGCUGGUCCGACGGAUGAACGAGCGAACGAAUGUAGCAGCGACUUGUCUCGCGACACUGCAACCGUACCCCAACCCUUCCACGUACCUUCGUCGGCCGACCGUACGGACUCAGGACGAGCAGGUUGCCGGCCGCCGCCGACGUCGGUACGGCGCACGGGUGGAAUUGUAUAUUUGUGUAUUCGACCGAUUUUCACACGUGGACAUGCUCGGUCACGGUUUACCGGACGAGAUCUCAUGAACAAAUAUACGUGUAUGUGUGU